Molecule: messenger RNA, 663 nt
Organism: Aureobasidium musti
Lineage: Eukaryota; Fungi; Ascomycota; Dothideomycetes; Dothideales; Saccotheciaceae
Source: the annotation of a GenBank genome assembly
AUGGCUCAGGCUCUCUCUGAGGUCGGUGUCAAGGGCAUUGCCAUCUUCGACGUUCAGCAGGAGCUGGGUGAGAAGUCUGCCCGUGAGCUCUCUUCCCAGACUGGUGUCGACGUUCGCUUCUACAAGGUCGAUGUUCGUGAUCAGGCCGCCAUCCAGCAGGCUGUCCAUGAUGUCGCCGCUCACUACGGCUACAUCAAUGCUGAGACCUACGACUCUGAGAAGUUCCGCCGCCUUCUCGACAUCAACAUCACCGGUACCUUCCUCGUCGCCCAGGCUGUUGGUCAGCAGAUGAUCAAGCUCCAGACUGGUGGCUCCAUGAUCAACAUCGCCUCGAUGUCUGGCACCAUCGUCAACUACCCCCAGGAGCAGUCUUGCUACAACGCCUCCAAGGCCGCUGUCAUCCAGCUCACCAAGUCCCUCGCCGCUGAGUGGGCUCGCUACAACAUUCGCGUCAACUCCAUCUCUCCCGGCUACAUGGACACCGCCCUCAACCGUGUUCCUGCUCUUGACGCUCAGAAGCGUAUUUGGAUGGACAACACUCCCCAGAAGCGCCUUGGAGCCGUUGACGACCUCAAUAACCUUGCUGUCUACCUCGCUUCGCCUGGUUCCAGCUACAUGACUGGUAACAACUGCCUCAUCGACGGUGGUUACACCUUGUGGUAA